AGCUGCUCUUCCCCUCCCUCAUAAAUUCAACCCUAAUAAAAUGAAUCCUAAUAAAAUUCCUUCUCUACUAGCUUUUUACUUCUCAAAUACCUCACUUGGUUAAGGUUCCCUUCCCUCGGCCAUCCCUCUCUCUAAGCCCGCCUUCCCCCCCUCAGCCGCCCUUCUCCGCCUCAUAGAUUUAACCCUAAUACAACUAUCUUUUGCUUUCCCCUGCUCUCAGAUACUGCUUUCCUCAGCCCUCCUUCCCUCUUCCCCCCCAUAAAUUUAACCAAAUAAAUGCCCUUCUCUCACAUUCCCUUCCCUCAGCCGCCCUUUCCUUUCCCCACAGCUGCCCUUCUCUUCCCUCAUAAGUUCAACUCUAAUAAAAUUCCCUGAACCUCCUUCAGACUCUUUGUCUCUCAAUGCCUCACUCCAAGUCCCCUUCCCUCAGCCGCCCUUCUCCUCCCUCAUAAAUUCAACCCCAAUAAGAUUAAUCCUAAUGCAAUUAUCUUUCCCACUCUCAGAUAGCUAUAAGACAAUCCCCUGAAUCUCCUUCAGUACCCUUUUCCUCUCAAAUGCCUCAUUCGAGGUGCCCUUCCCUCAGCCUUCCUUCCCUCUUCCCUCAGAUGCUCUUCUCCUCCCUCACAAAGAUUUCCUUCCCUCUCAGGUACUUCCUCUGAGGUGCCCUUCCCUCAGCCUUCCUUCCCUCUUCCCUCAGACCGCCCUUUUCUCCUCAGCCGCCCUUUCGUUCCCUCAUGAGCUCAACCCCAAUAAAACCAAAAGCAAACUUCCACGGCGGCGUCCCUCCGCCUUCCUCUCCCUCAGAAGUAUUUCCUCUCCCAGCCUUUCCCUUCCAUUCCUUUUUCCCGCCCUUCGUGGCGGUUCUGUGAGGCUCUGAGGCCGGAGGAGGAAGAGGAGGAGGCGGCGGCUCCUUGGUCUGAGGCUCCGCGGGGCUUCGGGGGCGGCCCACCGAAGGGGCGGGAAGAAGAAGCCCUCGCCUCCCUCUCCGCCUCUCGCCUUCCUUUUUCUUCCAGGACAACUUUAUUUAACGCCGAAGGAAGGAAGGCAGACGGAGGCGGCGCGUGAGGGGACUUUGGGUCGAAAAAGAAACUGAGGAGGAGGAGGAGAAGAAGAAGGACGAAGGAAGGCGCCCUCAAUUCCCCUCAGGAGGAGGACGACGGCAUUCAUAUCUAUCUUCUUCCUAUUUAUCCUCCUUCCAGCCACCACCAGCCUUCCCUCGGCACCUAGGACUCUUUUCCCCGCCUUGAAGGGGCAGAAGGGGAAGAGAGUGGCCUCAGUUUCCCCUCAGACUGAGGAGGAGGGAGAGGAGCAAAGUGGGGAGUGGGCUGCCCUGCGGCCCCCCUCCGCCAUGAGGGUCCGCCUGGCCAGGAAGGGCCCCUGGGUGGGCCGCAGCGGGGGCUGCCUGCUGCUGGGGCUCCUGGCCCUGGGGGCCGCCUUCUUCCUGGCCUCCCUAGCCCUCUCCGGCCUCCAGGUGCCCUCUUCUGUGGGGGGCUUCGGGGCAGACGGGGCCACGCGAGGAGGCAGAGGGCAGAGGCGCUUUCCGGAGGGGUCCGAGGAGGAGGAGGAGGGGGAGCUGGCCCGGCCGGUCUACCGCAAGGCGCCCCCGGACCCCCGGGCCUUGGGGGAGUGGGGCAAGGCGGCCCACUUGCAGCUCAGCCCCGAGGAGAAGAAGCUGGAGGAGGAGAUGGUGGAGCGCUACGCCAUCAACAUCCACCUGAGCGACAGGAUCUCCUUGCACCGCCACAUCCAGGACGGGCGCAUGGCCGAGUGCAAGGCCAAGGCCUACGACUACCGCCGGCUGCCCACCACCUCCGUGGUCAUCGCUUUCUACAACGAGGCCUGGUCCACGCUUCUCCGGACCAUCCACAGCGUGCUGGAGACCUCGCCGGCCGUCCUCCUCAAGGAGAUCAUCCUGGUGGAUGACCUCAGCGACAAGGCCUACCUGAAGAAUGAGCUCGAGAAGUACGUCAGCGGCCUGCGCAGGGUCCGCUUGAUCCGGACCAACAAGCGGGAAGGCUUGGUCCGGGCCCGGCUAAUUGGCGCCACCUUCGCCACAGGCGACGUCCUUACCUUCCUGGACUGCCAUUGCGAGUGUGUCCCCGGGUGGCUGGAGCCGCUUCUCCAGAGAGUGGCCGAGAACGAGAGCGUGGUCGUUUGCCCCGUCAUCGACACCAUUGACUGGAAUACCUUUGAGUUCUACAUGCAGUCGGGAGAGCCCAUGAUUGGCGGGUUUGAUUGGCGGCUGACGUUCCAGUGGCACUCGGUACCCGACUACGAGCGUCAAAGGCGGAAGUCUAAAACUGACCCCAUAAGGUCCCCGACCAUGGCUGGCGGCCUGUUUGCGGUCAGUAAAAAGUACUUUGAGUACCUUGGUACCUAUGACAUGGGGAUGGAUGUCUGGGGAGGGGAGAACCUGGAGCUCUCCUUCAGGGUCUGGCAGUGCGGAGGCAUACUGGAAAUCCAUCCUUGUUCGCACGUGGGGCACGUGUUUCCUAAGCGGGCUCCGUAUGCCAGGCCCAACUUCCUCCAGAACACGGCGCGGGCGGCGGAAGUGUGGAUGGACGAGUACAAAGAGCACUUCUACAACAGGAACCCUCCCGCGCGCAAAGAGAACUACGGAGAUCUCUCGGAGAGAAAACUCCUCAGGAAGCACUUGAAGUGCAAGAACUUUGACUGGUAUUUGAAAAACAUCUUUCCCCAUUUGCACGUUCCUGAGGAUCGGCCAGGCUGGCACGGCGCAAUCCACAGCAUGGGCAUCUCCUCAGAGUGCCUAGACUACAAUUCGCCCGAACACAACCCGACGGGGGCCCAUGUGAGUCUCUUCGGGUGCCACGGCCAAGGAGGGAACCAGUUCUUCGAGUACACCUCACAUCAAGAGAUCAGGUUUAACUCUGUGACCGAGCUCUGCGCCGAGGUGCCUGAGCAAAAGGAUUUUGUAGGCAUGAGAAAUUGCCCCAAAGAUGGCACUCCCAUCCCAGAAACCAUUAAAUGGCAUUUUAGAGAUGAUGGGACCAUUUAUCAUCCCCAUUCAGCAAAGUGCCUUAGCGCUUACCGUACCCCCGAGGGUCGAGCUGAUGUUCAAAUGAGGACAUGUCACGCGGGAGACAAAAACCAAGUGUGGAAGUUUGAGAAAUAGGGUAGCAAUUGGCGUCUUUCUGCGUGGCAGAAGGGGCUUGGACCGGGUGGCCCUUGAGGCCUUUUCAACUCUAUGGUUCUAGUCCAGGGUUUCUCAAUCAAGGUUCCCUGCAACCCUAGAGUCCCACAAGUUGUCCUUAGGCUGUUCUAAUGACAAGCAAGUUCCGCAAGUUAUCCACAAGGGAUUGUGAUUGCGGGGGGGGGGGAAUCAACAUUUUUGGAGCUGUAGAUAUAAUACCUUUUUAUGCAGAGAUUAUCUGAGACCUGAACAAUAUUUCAAGGGUUCCUCCGAGAUAAAAAGGCUGAGAGAGGCUGGCCUAGUCUCUGUCCAAAAGUACUGUCUCUUGAGUAUUGAAAGGGACCUUUUAGCACCUUUGAGACUGAGAGAAAGAUGUAGGCAGCAUAAGCUUUCAUAGGGCUUUGUCAC
Sceloporus undulatus (fence lizard) is the source of this 3562-nucleotide messenger RNA. RefSeq names its product polypeptide N-acetylgalactosaminyltransferase 4-like. The coding region runs from base 1349 to 3136 and encodes 595 amino acids. The record is from RefSeq and is a predicted model, not a curated record. Lineage: Eukaryota; Metazoa; Chordata; Lepidosauria; Squamata; Phrynosomatidae. Gene Ontology annotation, cellular component: Golgi apparatus. The transcript has a single exon.